AUGUCAACCAAACUAGGUGAUGCAGAAGUUAUAAGAUGUACUAUCUUCAAUGGAGAUGGUGAAAUGAUACUGUACGGUAAGGAUAUGAAGAAGCUGGAAUUCAUGAAAGUUUAUAAUUUGGCAGCUCGAGAUUUCAGAAAGAUCACUAGACAUCAAAAUACGAAUAAUAAUACUACCAAUAUAAAUAUCGAGAUUGUGCCAUCAAUCGUAACUCGGGCAGAUAGUAUAUUAUUGAAUUUAUUACAUAUCAGAGCCCUUAUAAAGCAUGAUACUGUGGUGGUGUUUGAUAAUGUCAGGAGUUCCACUGGUGGUUCAAGGUUAAACAAGUCACAUUCUCAUAGUAUCUUUUUAAAUGAUCUUAGAGAUAGAUUAAAAGCUAAAGAUAGUGAAAGUUUACCAUAUGAGUUAAGAGCUUUAGAAACGAUUCUAGUGCAUGUCAUGUCCAAUUUAACUACCGAGAUGAAAGUUCAUAAAACAGUUCUUCAAAAUAUCUUACAAGGAUUAGAAGAUUCUAUCGAAAGAGUUAAAUUAAGAUAUUUGUUAAUCCAAUCCAAAAAGUUAGCUCAAUUCAAUCAAAAGGCUGUAUUGAUUAGAGAUUUAAUUGAUGAUUUAUUAGAGCAAGAUGAUGAAUUGAACUCCUUAUAUUUGUCCGAUAGCCAUAAAGGAUUAGAAAGAGAAGGAAAUAAUCAUGAAGAAGUUGAAUUACUUCUUGAAUCAUAUUAUAAAACCAGUGAUGAAAUAGUUCAAACCGUAGGCAAUUUACGAUCUCAAAUCAGAACUACUGAAGAAAUCAUCAAUAUUAUCUUGGAUUCAAAUAGGAAUGAAAUGAUGUUGUUAGGUUUGAAAUUUUCAAUUGGUUUAUUAUCGUUAGGUAUAGCAUUAUAUGUUAGUGCGUUAUACGGUAUGAAUUUAGAAAAUUUCAUUGAAGAAUCAGAUGGUGGAUUUGAAUUAAUUUGUCUUAUUUCAGUUAUUGGAUUAUUAAUUCUUUUGAGAUUCAGUAUGAAACAAUUAAAUAAAGCAGAGAAAGUUACAAUGACAAGGGUGUCUAAUGAAGAUCGUAUUCGUAAAAUUAUAGAACGGAAGUUUUAA
Molecule: messenger RNA, 1089 nt
Organism: Scheffersomyces coipomensis
Lineage: Eukaryota; Fungi; Ascomycota; Pichiomycetes; Serinales; Debaryomycetaceae
Exons: 1
Coding region: 1-1089 (362 amino acids)
Biological process (GO): mitochondrial magnesium ion transmembrane transport
Cellular component (GO): mitochondrial inner membrane
Molecular function (GO): magnesium ion transmembrane transporter activity
Source: RefSeq, a predicted model, not a curated record